Molecule: messenger RNA, 2986 nt
Organism: Engraulis encrasicolus (European anchovy)
Lineage: Eukaryota; Metazoa; Chordata; Actinopteri; Clupeiformes; Engraulidae
Gene: manba
Product: mannosidase, beta A, lysosomal
Exons: 17
Coding region: 189-2867 (892 amino acids)
Biological process (GO): glycoprotein catabolic process; carbohydrate metabolic process
Molecular function (GO): beta-mannosidase activity
Source: RefSeq, a predicted model, not a curated record
UAAACUUUGAGUUGUGCCUGUGUGAAAGACAUGCCCGACAUUAUAUUAUGCUCCUUUAUAAUUGCUGUGUAAACUUCUAACCAGCUUUCUUUUAUGACUGACUCCAGUCUCGAGUUUUUAAAAACAUGUGACCAGUGGUCGAAGGCGCAUAGGCGAAAACUGCAAACCAUGAGCCAAGUACACGAACUAUGGCCAUGGCGUUCAUCAACUACUUUUUGGUAACAGUCUCGUUAUUUAGAUGCUUACAAACGCUCUCUGAUAGGCCUAAUGACCAAAGCACGGAGGUAGAGAUCCACAAUCUGAACGGGAAAUGGAUACUUCGCAACGAAAAUGGCACAUGCAAUGUACCCGCAGAAGUACCGGGGUGCGUCCACACUGCCCUACACAAGCAGAACUUCAUUCAGGACCCCUACUCCAGGUUCAAUGACCUCGAGUACAAAUGGAUUUCUCGUGACAACUGGACUUACAGUCUCGGCUUUACUUUGCCACAUUCAACCAGGCGGAUGAAGAAGGCUGUGUUGGUGUUGGAUGGAGUUGAUACAAUCUCCAACAUCACGCUCAAUGGAGUCGCAGUUGGCACGACGGACAACAUGUUUCGAACAUAUGAGUUUGAGGUCGGACCAAUCCUGGCCAAAGACAAUCUGCUGGAGGUCAGCUUCAUGUCAGCGGUGAUCUACGCAUCACAGAGAGACCGCGCCCACUCUGCAUACAGAGUCCCGCCUGCGUGCCCUCCGCCUGUGCAAAAAGGAGAGUGCUAUGUCAACUUCAUCAGAAAGGCUCAGUGCUCCUUCAGUUGGGACUGGGGUCCCUCAUUUCCAACCCAGGGGCUCAGAGCGGUAGAGCUGCAGGCCUUCAACUUCAUCCGACUGCAGAGUUACUCUGCCACCACUGCAUGGGAUUCCUCACUCUCGCGCUGGAAUGUGGAGGUCGAGUUAUUCUUCGAUGUUGUUGAGACGACAAACGGGGCGUUCACAUUGGUGCUUCCAGAGCUGAAGGUGUAUCAGGAGUUCCACCUGUCUAUGAAACCAGGCCAAACCAGGGAGACCCUCAGCCUUCAGAUCCCCUCAAAUGUCUCUGUUGAUAUGUGGUGGCCAAAUGGUCAUGGAAACCAGACGCAGUAUCCUCUGUUCAUGGAAGGCAGAACCGAAUCACAGGUCACUUUCCACAUAUCAACAAAGGUUGCUUUUAGAACAGUGGAGCUGGUUCAGGAGCCCAUUCCUUCAUCCCCUGGCUUGAGUUUCUACUUCCGGGUCAACAGCAGGCCCAUCUUCCUGAAGGGGUCCAACUGGAUACCUGCACACAUCUUUCAAGACCAAGUGACCCCUGAGACACAGAGGAACCUACUGCAGUCUGCGGUAGAUGCCAACAUGAAUGCUUUGAGAGUGUGGGGAGGUGGACUGUAUGAGCAAGAUGCCUUCUACAGCCUGUGUGAUGAGCUGGGCAUCAUGGUGUGGCAAGAUUUUAUGUUUGCCUGUGCUCUGUAUCCCACGGACCAAGACUUCAUUCAGACAGUGAAUGAAGAAGUUGUUCAGCAGGUCAGGCGUCUGAAGUCUCAUCCAUCCAUCAUAGUUUGGAGUGGCAAUAAUGAGAACGAGGCUGCCAUAGCAACCGACUGGUUCGGAAUCCCUGUUGCCGAGCGACCAAAAUAUGUGAAGGACUAUGUGACUCUCUAUGUGGAAAACAUCCGGAACAUUGUACAAAAGGAGGACCCUACUCGUCCCUUCCUGGUGUCCAGUCCCACCAAUGGGCUUGAGUCUGAGAAGGAGGGCUACGUGGCCAGUAACCCAUAUGACCCUCACUAUGGAGACACGCACUUCUACAGCUACCUGGCCGACUGCUGGGAUUGGAGGCAGUUUCCUCGCACACGAUUUGCCUCGGAGUACGGCUUCCAAUCCUGGCCUUCCUUCUCUACACUCAAGAAGGUGUCCAAAGCGGAUGACUGGAACUACCUGAGUGCCUUCUCGGAGCACAGGCAGCACCAUGAGCUGGGCAACACCCAGAUGCUGCUGCAGGCAGCUCUGCACUACAUACUGCCCAACAACACAGACCAGCUCCAGCACUACAAGGAUACACUCUACAUCACUCAGGUGAUGCAGGCCCAGUGUGUGAAGAUGCAGACGGAGUUCUACCGCCGUAGUCGCUCUGAGAUCAUCAGCGGGGAGGGCAACACCAUGGGCGCCCUCUACUGGCAGCUCAACGACAUUUGGCAGGGCCCCUCCUGGUCCUCUGUUGAGUUUGGUGGUAAGUGGAAGAUGCUGCAUCACAUGGCUGUAGACUUCUUCUCCCCGGUCCUGGCGGUGGGCUUCGAAGACAACGGCACUAUGAGGAUCUAUGGAGUGAAUGAUCUAAGCAUGGACCUCAACAUCACUGUCAAGGUUACAGUCUAUGACUGGAGUAGGCUGGAUCCUGUGUGCAGCCUAUCGUCUAAAAGCCAGAGUGUACUGAAGGGCGGUGGAGCCACUCCCCUGCUGCAGCAGUCUGUUCCCGACCUGCUAAGGGAUUGUGGGAAAUGUGACCGCCGCUCAUGCCUGGUAACCUUUGACCUCUGGGAUGCCGCUAACUCCACCAAUCAGCACGGCCCCACGGGAUACCUGUUCCUCACAUCACCAAAGGAAGCUGGGCUGCAGCCACCCAACAUCAAGGCUUCAGUGGAGCAGGACGGAGACAUGUUUGCCUUCACCCUUCACUGUGACGCGGUCGCCGUGUUCGUGUGGUUGGAUGUUGAGGAUGUGGCGGGCCGCUUCGAAUCCAAUGGCUUCCUGCUGUUGUCACGGAAACGCACAGUGCACUUUUCGCCCUGGAGACCGACUACUGUUGAGGAACUGUCCAAAAAACUCCACAUCACAUCACUCCGAGAUGUUUAUUGAAUGUUUGUUGAUUUUUAAAAUAAAUUACAUUUUUUUGUUUUUUAAAUAAAUACACUAUGGUUAAAAUCCCACAUUUCUCAGCAUUACCAUAAUUUCAGACACGUAAUACACUGUCUCAA